UGCCGACGGGCCCUGAGCUCGGCCUGCUUCCCCUCUGGCUCUCUCCUUGGCUUAAACCCCGACCACACGCAGCCGCCGCCGGCGAUCCUCCUCCCUCCUCCCAUGUUGUACGCCGCCGUGGCAGCUCCGCGGAGGCACACGGAAGCUCAACGCGAGGGAAGCUCGAGCUCGACGACCUCCACACAGUAGCCCGCAGCGCGCGCCCCCGCCAUGAGACCCUGCCCCUUCGGAUGCGCUUCCGACCGCCCAUUCCCCUCCGCCUCCUCCUGCCUCAACUCUGGCGCCGCCCUUCGCCUCCUCUCGCAUAUAUCCCUAGGCCCAUAUCCUCAUAUCCCUCCGCGGCAGCCGUGGCGGCGGCAACGGAUUCCGAGGAGGACGCCGUGGUUGCUAGGGAUCCACGGCUAGCGCCUCAUUUUGUGGGCAGGCCAGGAGGGUCGCCUAGGUUUGGGGAGAGCAAGGCGGAGUCCGUUAGAAAGGCCUCGAUUGCCGCGCGGUUCAAGCUCUGCUAUGAACUGCUGCGGCAGAGGAGGUGGCGGGAGAUGCGGGGCGGCUUGGCGCAGGUGGUCAGCGAACAAGGAUCCGGGUCUGCAGCCAUUCUCUGUGAUAUCUUGUGGAGUGAGUUCAGAGAGUAUGAUUCCAGCGGUGUUGUAUGGGAUGCUCUAGCAAAUAGUUAUGCAAGAACUAAGAUGGUUCAUGAUGCUCUUUACGUUCUCAGUAAAAUGAACAGCCUGAAUAUGCAAAUAUCAGUUUCCACCUAUGAUAGUUUAUUGUAUGGUCUACGGAAGACAGACAUGGCAUUGGAGCUUUUUGAUGAAAUGGAGGCAUAUGGUAUCUCUCACAGCGAAUAUUCACAUAGCAUUCUCAUCGAUGGCCUCUGCAAGCAAAAUAAAGUUGGAGAGGCUUUAUCUUUCCUUCAAGAGGCAAGGGAAGGGGGGACGUUUAGACCAUUGGGAAUGUCCUUUAACACUCUGAUGUCUGCAUUGUGUAACUGGGGAUUUAUUCAGCCUGCAAAAUCAUUUUUAUGUCUGAUGCUGAAGUAUGGAUUAAAGCCUAACAGGUAUACCUAUUCUACUCUUAUACAUGGUCUGUGUAAAGUAGGUUGCCUAGAUGAAGCAGUGGAUCUUCUUGAGAGAGUGACAAAAGAAGGAAUGAAACUCGAGACUGUCACCUACAACAGCCUUAUUAAUGGUUAUCGAUUGCUUGGUUUGACAAGAGAAAUUCCGAAAAUAAUUCAGUUUAUGAGAUACCAAGGGAUUGAACCUGAUCUUGUUACUUAUACCAUACUUAUUGCUGGUCAUUGUGAAGGUGGUGAUGUUGAAGAAGGGAUGAAGAUAAGAAAGGACAUCCUAGACAAAGGGCUGCAGUUGAAUAUUGUCACAUACAGUGUCCUUCUCAAUGCUCUCUUCAAAAAGGGUUUGGUCUAUGAGGUGGAGAACUUACUUGGUGAGAUAUAUAGUAUUGGUCUAGAUAUGGAUGUCAUUGCAUAUUCCAUCCUCAUCCACGGCUACUGCAAGCUAGGCGAAAUUGAAAGGGCACUAGAAGUUUGUGAUGUUAUGUGCUGUUCUCAGAAGGUAGUGCCAACCUCACUGAACCAUUUAUCAAUUCUUCUUGGACUUUGCAAGAAAGGACUUCUAGUUGAAGCAAGAUGGUAUUUGGAAAAUGUAGCUAGCAGAUAUCAGCCAGGUGAUGUAAUACUUUAUAAUGUAGUUAUCGAUGGUUAUGCAAAGGUUGGCGAUAUUGGUAAUGCUGUCUGUCUGUAUGAUCAGAUUGUUGUGGCUGGUAUGAAUCCAACCAUUAUCACAUGUAAUUCUCUUCUGUAUGGCUAUUGCAAAUUUGGGGAUUUACACGCUGCAGAGAGCUAUUUCAGGGCUAUUGAGAUAAGUAAUCUGCUGCCAACAGCAGUAACAUACACGACCUUUAUGGAUGCACUCUCUGAAGCUGGAAAAGUUGACACUAUGCUCAGUUUUUUUUAUGAAAUGGUGGGAAAAGGGAUCAAGCCAAAUGCUGUAACUUACAGUGUUGUUAUUAAAGGACUAUGUAAGCAGCUCAGAUUCCGUGAUGCUAUCCAUUUUCUGAACAAUAUGGAUGGAGCCGACCCAAUAACUUACAAUACGCUUAUACAAGGGUUUUGCGAAGCACAGGACAUCCAGAUGGCUUUCUGCAUACAUGACCGUAUGUUAUGCUGUGGUCUAGUGCCCACACCUGUUACUUAUAACUUGCUUAUCAAUGUGCUGUGCUUGAAGGGGAAAGUUAUUCAAGCAGAAAUGCUAUUGGAAUCCCUCAGAGAAAAGGGCAUUGAAUUGAGAAAAUUUGCAUACACAACAGUAAUCAAAGCUCAGUGUGCAAAAGGAAUGCCUUACGAUGCCAUUUCAUUAGUUGGUAAGCUUAUUGAUGAUGGUUUUGAAGCUUCUAUUGAAGACUUCAGUGCUGCAAUCAAUCGACUUUGCAAAAGGAAAUUUCCUAAAGAAGCCAUCAUGUUCAUUCCGAUUAUGUUAUCUGUUGGUGUUUUCCCGGACAUUCGAGUUUAUUUUGUGCUUGUUAGAGCUCUGCGAAAAAGUAACAUGCUUUGCUAUAUACCCAUAUUGCACGCACUUUCUGUCAAAACUGGUAUAUAGUACCCUGAUCAUGUAUUGAGAGUUAAAGACUUGGAGGUUCUGUGUCCUCAAAUGUUUGUAUAGAUGAGGAUUCAGGACAGUGCAACGUAGGCAGCGAGGGUGGUGCUGUAGGCUGCGGCGUUGCAAUCUGUCGGCAGUCCAGCACCUGUCCAUGUUGGCUAGCCAGUGAAAGAACUUCACUCUCGGCGGUGCCCAGUUCUUCCAAAUGAGCUUUGAAGCGCUGCAGCUGGUGGAUCCCUCGAAAGUAGCAAGAACGAGCAGAGUAUGUGCUGCUGGCACUCCACUUCCAGAUCAGCUGAUCCGGCUCGUCUGAGAGGGUGGUGUGCUCAAUGGUUCGCCAAAGCAGCAGGUACUGCUCAAUCUCGUGGACGCCCAGGUUCCCGUGGAUAUCGCGUGUCCAGGCGUGUGCAUGGAGCCCGUCAGUGACCGAUUGAAGUUUUCGUCUUCGCUUAGCGAUGCAGGCAUAUAGCUUUGGGGCGAUCUCGCUCACAGAUUUGCCCCCGAUCCAGCGAUCCUCCCAGAACAAGGCCGUUUGGCCAUUGCCAAUGAUCAUGCUGGUGGAGGCAAAGAACAAUGAGCGCUCCUCUACCGAGAACUGCAGGUCAAGGCCAGCCCAAGCUCGCCCAGUCUCCGUCCUGCUGAACCAUUGCCAUCUCAAUCGCAGCGCAAGCCCUGCUCUAUCAAUGUCCUGGACGCCAAGGCCACCGAGGGGUUUCGAAAAAAAAAGGCCACCGAGGGAAAGUGGCCGGCAGACUCGUCUCCAUUUUACAUGGCAGCAGUUAUGCCAAGGCAUAAGGCAUAUUACAGGUGAAACUGUGAAUGUCCACAAGUCAUAGUAAAAGUCGUGCAUUGGAGACUUUGAAAAGUGAAAUACGCCUCAUAUUCCUCAACAGAGGGAGUAAUCAGUUUUGCUGUCUCAAGUCUCAACAAUUAAAUAUAUGCAACGACCUUUCAUCAGCUUUGCCAUUGGGAUACAUAAUUCAACUGGAAACAUUUAUCUGGUAGCUCAUUUCAGAUGCAAGGAGAGUACACUGGGAAUAUUUUCACUGAUCAUGAGCUUUAAUCCACAAAAAUGAUUUCCCCUCUUUUCUUGUGAUACGCAGGACCAUCGAUGUUUAACAACAGUUGAAAUACAUCUGGUUCUGCACUCAAGAUUGAAUGGCAUUAAGGUGAGCCGUCACCAUCGCCCAGCCCUACCUCGUCGUUGGCUGGAGUAACAAGUUAGGAAAGAAUCUGAACGUGAAUCUGCCAGUUGCGGUAGUCAUGGAGCCAGCCAAUUAAGCGUAAUCGGGGGCUGACCAGAGGUGGGGAGAUAUGUACUUCCAACGGCACAGAAAGAUGCCACCGAACCAGUGGAACAUCAGCACUGUAACAACAAUUUUACUUUGCUAUUCAACGGUCACUGUGCGAGCAUCCUCACGGAAAACCAAGUUGAUCCCAGGAAAUCCAUGAAGCAUGAACGCACUUGUCGGAUGGAAGAGGACAUGGCCUGAGGCUAGGCAUCUAUCUAUCUGGGCAGGGUGGUCCACAACCUUGUGCAAGAUUUCUUCCAUGGAGCUAGCAUCUCCUGAGAUCUAAAUGAGCAAUCUGGUGCAUCACCGAAAGCCAAAACUUGAGGGAUCGGUACAUGGGUGGUGGCCUGCUGUUAACACUCCUCAGGGCACGUUCCUGUCAGUUUUCGUCCUUGAUGUGCUCUAGUCGUUUACGAUCCUUUACUGAGCGAGGCUCCGCGUUUUAUGCAGUUUCUCGCAAUUGCAUGCGUGUCUGUUCAUCAUGUACAGUUGUUCUGUUGUUGAUGUAUGUUGUAAUCAGAUCAUGCUUACUGGUCAGAGACAACAGUUGUUUGUAUUAAGAAGAGGUACGAAAUCAGUGAUGUGCAUUGUUCAA
Triticum aestivum (bread wheat) is the source of this 4502-nucleotide messenger RNA. Its product is annotated as putative pentatricopeptide repeat-containing protein At1g13630. Gene Ontology annotation, biological process: chloroplast-nucleus signaling pathway; mitochondria-nucleus signaling pathway. The coding region runs from base 231 to 2615 and encodes 794 amino acids. NCBI's taxonomy places the organism in Eukaryota, Viridiplantae, Streptophyta, Magnoliopsida, Poales, Poaceae. Gene Ontology annotation, cellular component: chloroplast. The record is from RefSeq and is a predicted model, not a curated record. Gene Ontology annotation, molecular function: protein binding. The transcript is spliced from 7 exons.